AUGUUAGGUGUUAUAAGACGCAGAGUCGCAUGUGGAGGCUCCUCGUCUUCGAUUCUAGGAAAGUCAUUGCAUACAAUUCGGCCUGCUGUGUCCACACCUAGAAUUUGCUCUGCUUCUGGGGAAGAUAUUUUAGUACAUCCAAGAGGAAUAGGUCAUGUUCAGAAUUUCUGUCACCUAAUUUUACCUGGUCGGUUGAUGAGUUUGAGGUCUACAAGGGAAGUUGUGGCCAGUUGUCAACAAGAUGUCUCCAUGCAAAUCCGAAGCAGGCCAUUCUGUUCAAACAAUGGUGACCUAGUUGAAGCCGUUGUCCCCUUUAUGGGUGAAUCUAUAACUGAUGGCACUUUGGCGCAAUUCUUGAAGAAUCCCGGUGAUAGAGUGGAAGUUGAUGAGCCAAUUGCUCAAGUUGAAACAGAUAAGGUGACCAUUGAUGUUUCCAGUCCUGAAGCGGGUGUCAUCCAAAAGUUUAUAGCCAAGGAAGGAGAAACUGUGGAACCGGGUACUAAGAUUGCUGUCAUUUCAAAAUCUGGUGAAGGUGUGACUGUGACCCAUGCUGCUCCAUCUGAGAAGCGAUCUGAAAAAGCUGCUUCUCAGCCAACUCCCCUUGCUGAAGAGAAAAAGGAUGAGAAGCAAAAGCCUAAAGUUGAAACUACUCCUGUCAUAGAGAAGCCUAAGGAAACUUCUCCUUCUCCUCCUAAACGCUCUGCUACUGAACCUCAGCUCCCCCCUAAAGAAAGAGAAAGACGCGUUCCUAUGACAAGGCUCAGAAAACGAGUUGCCACGCGUCUUAAAGAUUCUCAAAACACAUUUGCUUUGUUGACGACAUUCAAUGAAGUGGAUAUGACUAAUUUGAUGAAACUUCGUUCUGAGUACAAGGACGCCUUUGUGGAAAAGCAUGGAGUCAAGCUGGGACUUAUGUCAGGAUUUGUGAAAGCUGCUGUUAGUGGGCUCCAGAAUCAGCCCAUUAUCAAUGCGGUAAUAGAUGGGGAUGAUAUCAUUUAUAGAGACUAUAUUGAUAUCAGCAUCGCUGUUGGCACUUCAAAGGGCCUUGUUGUUCCAGUUAUCCGUAAUGCUGAUAAGAUGAAUUUUGCUGAGAUAGAGAAGGAAAUCAACACCCUUGCUAAGAAGGCAAAUGAUGGAUCCAUAUCUAUUGACGAGAUGGCUGGAGGUUCAUUCACUAUAUCUAAUGGUGGUGUUUAUGGAAGCCUUUUGAGUACCCCCAUCAUCAACCCCCCUCAGUCUGCAAUCCUGGGUAUGCACUCAAUAGUCUCCCGUCCGAUGGUUGUUGGGGGCAACAUAGUUCCAAGACCAAUGAUGUACAUUGCCCUCACAUAUGACCAUAGGCUGAUUGAUGGCAGAGAGGCAGUGUUCUUCUUGAGAAGAAUCAAGGACGUGGUGGAAGACCCACGGAGGCUGCUCCUUGAUAUAUGA
Molecule: messenger RNA, 1428 nt
Organism: Ilex paraguariensis (yerba mate)
Lineage: Eukaryota; Viridiplantae; Streptophyta; Magnoliopsida; Aquifoliales; Aquifoliaceae
Source: the annotation of a GenBank genome assembly